This is a messenger RNA of Ailuropoda melanoleuca (giant panda), 3262 nucleotides long. RefSeq names its product short chain dehydrogenase/reductase family 42E, member 1 (gene SDR42E1). Gene Ontology annotation, molecular function: oxidoreductase activity, acting on the CH-OH group of donors, NAD or NADP as acceptor. The record is from RefSeq and is a predicted model, not a curated record. The coding region runs from base 540 to 1721 and encodes 393 amino acids. The transcript is spliced from 3 exons. Gene Ontology annotation, biological process: steroid biosynthetic process. NCBI's taxonomy places the organism in Eukaryota, Metazoa, Chordata, Mammalia, Carnivora, Ursidae.
GCCGGGGUCGAGAGGGCCGCCGCCUCCGCCUCUCGGGGUCCGGGUCCGGGUCCGGGUCCGGGUCCGGGUCCGGGCCGGCGGGAGCUCCGGGCCGGCGGGAGCUCCGAGAGCGGAUGUGCGCGGCCCCGCCUGUCCCUGCGCGCGGUGGCCGGCCCGGCAGCAGGUGGCACUGGGCGCAGCAGUGAGUGACGCCCACCCUGGUGGCGGGAACCUGCCCCCUUUUCCAGCUCUCUGUGGGCUCCCAAGGAGCCAGAAGCGCCGUGGCUUUUUCUAGAAUGUCGCGGAGGCCUCAGACAUUGGCCGCUGGAGAGUUUUUUUGUUUUUUCUUGUUUUUUGUAAGACCAGACCCCAAGCUCGUUUUCAUCAGGCAUCUGUAUCUAGCUAGACUUGAUGAUUUGAUUUCAUCUUAGUUCUCGGAAAUAUUACCUUCCCUUACCACAAACGAUUCUGGUUUCCCAGUUAAAGUAGGAAUGUGAGGUUCACACUUAAAAUGAAUGUAUUUCUUGUUAAAAGGUCCAGUGAUCUUUUGACUGCCACACAUGGACUUCCAAAAAUCUCCAAAGGAAACUGUCCUCAUUACAGGAGGAGGUGGCUAUUUUGGUUUCCGCCUAGGCUGUGCUCUGAACCAGAGAGGAUUCUAUGUGAUUCUGUUUGACAUCAGCAGCCCUGCUCAUGCCAUUCCAGAAGGAAUCAAGUUUAUCCAUGGAGACAUUCGCCACCUCUCCGACGUGGAGAAAGCCUUCCAGGAUGUGGAUGUCACAUGUGUGUACCAUAUUGCCUCUUACGGCAUGUCAGGGCGGGAGCAGCUGAAUCGGAGCCUGAUUGAAGAAGUCAAUGUGGGGGGCACAGACAACAUCCUCCAGGUCUGCAGGAGGAGAGGAGUGCCAAGAUUCGUUUACACCAGCACUUUCAAUGUCAUCUUUGGAGGUCAAGUUAUCAGAAAUGGAGAUGAAUCUCUGCCUUACCUACCUCUUCACCUCCAUCCCGAUCACUACUCUCGGACCAAAUCUAUUGCAGAGAAGAAGGUGCUGGAGGCCGAUGGUACCAGCCUGGUAAGACGUGACGGUGUCUUAAGAACCUGUGCUCUGCGGCCAGCCGGCAUCUACGGGCCUGGAGAACAGAGGCACCUUCCCAGGAUAGUGAGCUACAUCGAGAGGGGUCUGUUCAAGUUUGUGUAUGGGGAUCCUAGGAGCCUGGUUGAAUUUGUCCAUGUGGAUAACUUGGUACAGGCUCACAUUCUGGCCUCAGAGGCUCUGAAAGCUGACAAGGGCCACGUUGCCUCUGGACAGCCCUACUUCGUUUCAGAUGGCAGACCCGUGAACAACUUUGAGUUCUUCCGGCCUUUGGUUGAGGGCCUAGGCUACACAUUCCCGUCUAUCCGCUUGCCACUGACCCUCAUCUACUGCUUUGCUUUCCUAACAGAAAUGGUUCACUUCAUUUUGGGUCGAUUCUACAACUUCCAGCCCUUCCUCACCCGCACAGAAGUUUACAAAACUGGCGUCACACAUUACUUUAGCCUAGAGAAGGCCAAGAAGGAGCUCGGUUAUGAAGCUCAGCCGUUUGACCUCCAGGAAGUAGUAGAAUGGUUUAAAGCCCAUGGUCAUGGCAGAAGUCCUGGGAGUCGUGACUCUGAAUGUCUUGUUUGGGACUGCCUGGUGGUCCUUCUCUUGGCUAUAGCAGUUCUCACAUGGCUGCCUGCUUCUGUGGUUCUGUCACUGUGAGGGAACUCGAAAUAAGGAGCUGAUCACACUUGCUGAGAUGGUUUUCAAGAAAUACGGGUUUAAAUAUCUAUCUAGAUCUAUAUCUAUAUAUAUAUAUAUAUGUAGAUAUCUAGGUAGAUAGAAAUAGAUAUCUGGUAGCAAAUUUUGGCUCUUCAAAUUACUACUUAAGAAUAUUCUUGGAUUAAGUCUUCAUUUCUUACCUUCUUGCACUAAUCCUGCUGGGAGAAAAAAAGAAGCAAAGACAAGUUUGCAGUGUGGUUUCUUGUUUCCUUCUCCUUUACUUGGGUACAGUAGAUGUCAUAUUGGAGCCAUGGAGGCAGACUGAGAAAAUUUGGAAAGGUCUUGAAUUUCUCUGAGCCAAAAUGUACUUAUUUCUGUUCCCUGCACUCUGCAUUCACUGAAAAUAGACUAAAAUGUGCACUGAUAUGGGAAUGGCAAAACACUAACAGGCUUGAAAAUGUGUGAGAAACACCAAAUUGGGUCAGAUCCCUGUAGACCGACCCUCUGAGGAGAUGGUGGCUGUCGAGAGGCAGUAACUCUUCAUUCCUGUAGGAUUUAGGAAUUAGUUUUUGCCCUUUAUGAUAUAAGGGCGGUGCACCUGUGUGACCACAUAGUCAUGUUUGGUUUUGAAACAAACAGAAUUUUGUCUUACCUCAUAGGAUUCUUUUGAGGAUUAGAUCAGACAAGACAUCUAAAGUUCCACUCAACACACACAAGCCAUUGUUUUUUUUUAAUAUCGUUGCUCUUUAUUCCUUAGGAAGGUUUUUUUCCUCGGAAUUCUGUUCAGAGGGUGCUGUUGCCACUAACCUUUCUGGAAUGUCUUUGUGGUAAGCCCUCAGAGUCUUCAACAAGCAGGUUUGAAUAUACUCAGUGUUAAGUUUUGGUCUCUGAGCGUAGAUUGAAGUUUAGGGAACAGCUACAGAUCUGAUUAAGGAAGAUGGUCGAGCUAAUGAUGCCACUUGUAAUUUAAAAAUGAAACAUAACUCUCAACUAAUAAACUGGUUUUCUUUCGGGAAGAAGUUGGGUUUUUGGAAGGCAACUUCCAGUGAAGAAUGUUUUGAACAAUGGUGUUUUUGUCUGCCCCCCUCCCCCCGAGGACUGCCAUGGAAGACAUUCAGGUGUGCUGUCGCACAGGAACCAAAGUGAAAAGACAGAAUCUUUACCCAUUCCAUGAUUCCAGCUUCAGAAAAGACAGUAUUAAAGCAGAAGGCAGAUAGAUUGCUGCCGAAGGUUACAUUAGAGUUGUGUUGAGAUGAUUUGAAGAAAGAGGAAGCUAGAUGAAUAGCCCCUGGUAAAUGCUGCCUGGAUGUUUUGGAAAAAGUGCUCAACUUCGUCCCAGAAGACCUGCAACCAUGAAUGAAGAUACCGUGUGUGGCCUUAAUCCAGUAACUGAAACCUCUUAGUUUCCUUAUUUCAGAAAUAGGAAUGACUUGUAUUUGCCUUUUCUAGAAACCCACCACUCGCCUCACAGGGUUUGUUGUGAGAAUAAAAUAAGAUGUCCUGAAAGUACUUUUAAUAUAUAAAUUACAACAUAAAUAUGA